Molecule: messenger RNA, 2718 nt
Organism: Colius striatus (speckled mousebird)
Lineage: Eukaryota; Metazoa; Chordata; Aves; Coliiformes; Coliidae
Gene: KCNQ2
Product: potassium voltage-gated channel subfamily Q member 2
Exons: 18
Coding region: 1-2718 (905 amino acids)
Biological process (GO): transmembrane transport; potassium ion transport
Cellular component (GO): membrane
Molecular function (GO): voltage-gated potassium channel activity
Source: RefSeq, a predicted model, not a curated record
AUGGUGCAGAAAUCCCGCAACGGAGGCGUUUACCCGGGGCCCGCCGCUGAGAAGAAGCUGAAGGUGGGUUUCGUGGGGCUGGACCCGGGCGCCCCGGACUCCAGCCGGGAUGGAGCUCUCCUCAUCGCCGGCUCCGAGAGCAGCAAGCGAGGCAGCAUCCUCAGCAAACCCCGCUCCGGGGUGUCGGGCAGCGGAAAGCCCCCCAAAAGGAACGCUUUUUACCGCAAGCUGCAGAAUUUCCUUUACAACGUGUUGGAGAGACCGCGGGGCUGGGCGUUCAUUUACCACGCAUACGUUUUUCUACUAGUUUUCUCCUGCCUGGUGCUGUCUGUCUUUUCAACCAUUGAUGAGUACCAGAACAGCUCAGAAGGGGCCCUUUACAUCCUGGAAAUUGUCACCAUCGUGGUGUUUGGGGUGGAAUACUUUGUGAGGAUCUGGGCAGCUGGCUGCUGCUGCCGCUACCGGGGCUGGAGGGGAAGGUUGAAGUUUGCCCGAAAGCCGUUCUGUGUCAUUGACAUCAUGGUGCUGAUCGCAUCCAUCGCCGUGCUGGCAGCGGGGUCCCAAGGGAACGUCUUUGCCACGUCGGCUCUCAGGAGUUUGAGGUUCCUGCAGAUCCUGCGCAUGAUCCGCAUGGACCGGCGCGGCGGCACCUGGAAGCUCCUGGGCUCCGUGGUCUACGCACACAGUAAGGAGCUGAUUACUGCCUGGUAUAUUGGCUUCCUGUGCCUCAUCCUGGCCUCUUUCCUGGUAUACUUGGCCGAGAAAGGAGAAAAUGAGCACUUUGACACAUAUGCAGAUGCACUCUGGUGGGGUCUGAUCACUCUCACCACCAUCGGCUACGGGGACAAGUACCCGCAGACCUGGAACGGGCGGCUGCUGGCGGCGACGUUCACGCUCAUCGGCGUCUCCUUCUUCGCCCUUCCUGCCGGCAUUCUGGGUUCCGGGUUUGCUCUGAAGGUUCAAGAGCAGCAUCGACAAAAACACUUUGAGAAGAGGCGAAACCCAGCAGCAGGGCUGAUCCAGGCUGCUUGGCGAUUUUAUGCCACCAACCUGUCCCGGACAGACCUGCACUCCACCUGGCAGUACUACGAGCGCACCGUCACCGUCCCCAUGUACAGCACGCAAACGCAAACGUACGGUGCCUCCAGACUAAUCCCUCCUCUGAACCAGCUGGAGCUCCUGAGGAACCUGAAGAGCAAAUCGGGACUGACAUUCAGGAAAGAGCAGCAGCCUGAACCAUCGCCAAGUAAAAGCAAACCGUGCAGAGAGUCACUAUGCGGAUGCUGCUCAGGAAACUCUAGUCAGAAGGUCAGUUUGAAAGAUCGUGUCUUCUCCAGUCCCCGCGGUGCUGGCACCAAAGGGAAAGGCUCUCCACAGGCUCAGGGCAUCCGGAGGUCCCCCAGCGCUGACCAGAGCAUUGAGGACAGCCCGAGCAAAGUGCCCAAGAGCUGGAGCUUUGGAGACCGCAGCCGAGCGCGGCAAGCUUUCCGCAUCAAGGGAGCAGCAUCGCGGCAGAACUCAGAAGAAGCAAGCCUCCCUGGAGAAGACAUUCCUGAUGAGAACAAAAGCUGCAACUGCGAGUUUGUGACAGAAGAUUUGACACCAGGACUGAAAGUCAGCAUCAGGGCAGUGUGCAUUAUGAGAUUUCUGGUCUCCAAGCGCAAGUUUAAGGAGAGCCUUCGUCCCUACGAUGUGAUGGAUGUCAUCGAGCAGUAUUCAGCUGGUCACCUGGACAUGCUCUCCCGGAUUAAAAACCUCCAGGCCAGGAUAGAUAUGAUUGUGGGUCCCCCACCCCCUUCAACUCCCCGGCAUAAGAAGUAUCCAACCAAAGGACCCAUGUAUUCCUCCAAAGAGUCUCCCCAAUACUCGCCUAGAGUUGACCAGAUCGUUGGGAGAGGAUCCUCCAUGACCGACAAGGAUCGGACCAAAGGGCCAGCGGAGGGGGAGAUGCCUGAAGACCCCAGCAUGAUGGGCAGGCUUGGAAAAGUUGAAAAACAGGUUCAAUCAAUGGAGAAGAAGCUGGACUUCCUGGUGAACAUUUACAUGCAGCGGAUGGGCAUCCCACCAACCGAGACAGAGGCUUAUUUUGGGUCCAAAGAACCAGACCCAGCACCUCCCUACCACAGCCCCGAAGACAGCAGGGAGCACAUCGACAAGAACGGCUGCAUCAUCAAGAUCAUCCGAUCCACCAGCUCCAUGGGUCAGAAGAACUUCUCUGCCCCUCCAGCCCCGACCAACACGUGCCCACCUUCGACGUCGUGCCAGCAGCAGGUGUACCAGCGGCAGAGCCACGGCUCCUCGCCCGUGGGUGACCCCGGCUCGCUGGUCCGCAUCCCGCCCCCGCCGUCCCACGAGCGCUCCCUGUCAGCCUACAGCGGCGGGCACAGGGCGAGCGCCGAGUACCUGAGGAACGAAGACAUUACAACCAAACACCACGAGAGUGCCCUGAGAGACAGCGACACGUCCAUCUCCAUCCCCUCGGUAGACCACGAGGAGCUGGAGCGCUCGUUCAGCGGCUUUAGCAUCUCCCAGUCCAAAGAGAAUUUGGACAUCCUUAACAACGGUUGCUAUGCAGCCGUGGCCAAAAUCAGACCCUACAUUGCAGAAGGGGAAUCAGACACCGAUUCUGACCUCUGCACACCCUGUGGUCCUCCUCCCAGGUCGGCAACGGGCGAGGGACCCUUCAGUGACAUGGGCUGGUCAGCCCCCAGGCAGUGA